Messenger RNA from Aphanomyces invadans, 979 nucleotides. RefSeq lists its product as hypothetical. The transcript is spliced from 2 exons. The coding region runs from base 50 to 889 and encodes 279 amino acids. The record is from RefSeq and is a predicted model, not a curated record. Gene Ontology annotation, cellular component: mitochondrion. Lineage: Eukaryota; Oomycota; Saprolegniomycetes; Saprolegniales; Verrucalvaceae. Gene Ontology annotation, biological process: transport. Gene Ontology annotation, molecular function: transmembrane transporter activity.
CCUACAUCGAGGCAAGAUCUUCCAUGGCGGAUCGGAUCACAUUCCACUAAUGUCCCACUCGGAGGUCCGAACGUCCGCAACACGUGAAGCUGCGCUUGCGCUGUUCACCGGAAGUGUCUACGGCGGUGUGCACACGGUAGUUGGCCAUCCCUUGGACACGAUCAAGUCGCGCUUGCAAAUGGACUUGGCCAUGCGCAACGCGAGCGCGUUCGACGUUGCAAAGUCGUUGUGGCGAACCGAAGGUAUUCGAGGCUUCUUCCGGGGGUGCGUGCCGCCGCUGUGGGGCUCGAUGGUGUACCGUGGCGUAAUGUACAGUGGGUACGAGUUCUCGUUCACGUUUAUCGAGAAGGAAUUUCCCGAUGACCACUUUCUCAAGAACGAAAUCGCGCCAGCGUUUCCCGUGCGGCCGAUGGUCGUGGCGUCCACCGUAUUUGCCGCGUCGUGUCGUGGAGUCAUUGAGAGUCCCAUUGAAUACGCCAAAGUCAUGGGCCAAAUGAAGCAGUCGUGGGUCCUUGGUCAUGUCUACCAGGGAGUGCAGUGGCAGAUGCUUCGGACGGCUGCACUGCUGAUCCCGAUAUUCGCACUCCUCGAUAUCGCCCGCCUAAAGACCGACCUCACGAAGACACUUCCUGGAAACUUCUUGGUCAUGUCUGGUGCGUGUGGUGUGUCGUAUUUGUGUUGCUGGCCGCUUGAAACGAUCAAGAAUUUGGCCCAAACCGGCAUCGGGGGAAACUCACUCAAGGAACGCAUCAACUACUUGGGUGGGUGGCGAGGCGUAUAUCGCGGUGUGUGGCCUGGUACAAUUGCCGGUGGUUUGCGCAAUGGUGCUGGCAUGGUUGCUAUGGUGUUCGCUCAAAAGUGGGCCACACACCUCGGCUUGCGGGAUUAGUCCAGCAUUUCUUGGUUCGACACAGAUAUGGUGUCGACGAUGUCGUGGCAAGUUCAACUCUAAAAAUUCUGGUUCAUCUUUUGUUGCCAA